AUGAUCAUCGAGAUCCCCAUUAUCAUAACACUACUAAUCGCUUGUAGAAAGCGAUCAAAAGCUGCACGAUCUAAGGAGACGAUGAAAGAUCUUAAAACUGGCGAGCAAAGCUCGUCAGCAGUGAAUAAGACGAAAAAAGCUGAAACAGCAAAACGGAAGACAAAUCCUCGCUCUAAAAAUAUGAAGAAAGAAGCAGAACAAGACAACAAACCUUCAUCCAGGUCGUUGUCAGAUGGAACAUACGAGGACGUUCAGCUAUCCGCAGUACCAGUAAGUUGGAUUUGA
Necator americanus (New World hookworm) is the source of this 285-nucleotide messenger RNA. RefSeq lists its product as uncharacterized. Bases 1 to 285 code for a protein of 94 amino acids. The transcript has a single exon. The record is from RefSeq and is a predicted model, not a curated record. Lineage: Eukaryota; Metazoa; Nematoda; Chromadorea; Rhabditida; Ancylostomatidae.